This is a messenger RNA of Plasmopara halstedii, 168 nucleotides long. RefSeq lists its product as uncharacterized. The coding region runs from base 1 to 168 and encodes 55 amino acids. The record is from RefSeq and is a predicted model, not a curated record. Lineage: Eukaryota; Oomycota; Peronosporomycetes; Peronosporales; Peronosporaceae. The transcript is spliced from 2 exons.
AUGGAGAUUUGCGGCCGCCCAAUGUGUGUUGCUGGUGUCGACAUCUAUCCUAUUGGGAUGAAUCCGGAAAUCAAUUGGCCUAAAGGCGCACAUGGAGGAGCCAAGUUGGAUCCAGCUCAUGAUUUGGAAUGGCUAUAUCGAAUGUUUCCAUCCGAAUCAAAGUGUUGA